Molecule: messenger RNA, 1181 nt
Organism: Euleptes europaea (tarantolino)
Lineage: Eukaryota; Metazoa; Chordata; Lepidosauria; Squamata; Sphaerodactylidae
Gene: PHF23
Product: PHD finger protein 23
Exons: 5
Coding region: 77-1165 (362 amino acids)
Biological process (GO): positive regulation of protein ubiquitination; negative regulation of autophagosome assembly; negative regulation of autophagosome maturation
Source: RefSeq, a predicted model, not a curated record
CGGGGGGGGGAGAGGUCCCCGAGCCCCGCCGUCGCAGGCGAGGAGGGGGCGGCUGGCUGGCUGGGGGGGGCCGGUCAUGGCGGAGCCCAGCCCCGAAGAUCCGCCUCCGAACCUGAAGCCGGAGACGCAGCCUCCCGAGCAGCGGCGACGGACCAUCGAGGAUUUCAACAAAUUCUGCAGCUUCGUCCUGGCCUACGCCGGCUACAUCCCUUCCAAGGAGGAGAAUGACUGGACGCCCUCCGGCUCAAACUCGCCCAUCCGCCCAGAGAGCGUGGUGGACAGUGAUGGCUGGGAGUCGACCCACUCGGACCUGCACACCAUUGAGACCUUUGUGAAGAAGGCCAAGUCUUCAAAGAAGAAGGCAGCUUUCCGCCGGCUCAAAUCGGACAGCUCGCUGCUGGAGAAAAUGAAGCUCAAGGACUCCCUUUUUGACUUGGACCCUGUGGGCAAGCAGCCACCCCCACUGGCAGGGCCCAAAGCGGGCGCUGAGAGAAAGAAGGACAAGAGGAACCGCAAAGCCGCCCUGGAGGCCGGGGGCCCCAAGCGCAGCCGGGGGGACCCGGGGGGGGAGAAGCGCUCGCGCAUCAAAAAGAGCAAGAAGCGGAAGUUGAAAAAGGCGGAGCGCUCUGAGAAGAAGCACAAAGCUUCGCUGAGCGAGACGGACUCGGAGGAGGAGGAGACGGCGGUGGCGCCUCUGGCAGGGGUAGCCCUGCGGCCGGGCAGGGAGGAGGGGGCGGCCACGGCACUGGUCAGCGUGCCGGCGCCCCCGGAGCUCCUGGCAGCUGGCUUCCCCAUUAAGGGUGAGGACAUGGAAGGGAAGGAGGGCAUCAGCACGGAGACCAGCCAAGACGGGGACGGCAGCUCCAGCGAAGGCGAGAUGCGGGUGAUGGACGAGGACAUCAUGGUGGAAUCAGGGGAUGAUUCGUGGGACCUCAUCACAUGUUACUGCCAGAAGCCAUUCGCCGGUCGGCCCAUGAUUGAGUGUAACCAGUGUGGCACCUGGAUCCACCUCUCGUGCGCCAAGAUCAAAAAGACCAACGUUCCCGACAUCUUCUAUUGCCAGAAGUGUAAAGAAGGCUCUCGAAAACAGCUGCCCCCCUUGCUCCCACCGGCGGCUCCCGGGGCCGCAGCUGCCAUUGCAUCCAGGGGAGGAGGGGAGCCCUAGCCGGUCAGGGGAUGAU